Molecule: messenger RNA, 2280 nt
Organism: Aureobasidium uvarum
Lineage: Eukaryota; Fungi; Ascomycota; Dothideomycetes; Dothideales; Saccotheciaceae
Source: the annotation of a GenBank genome assembly
AUGGCUCCAAGCUUUGAUAAUCUCGACAAUGACGAGAACUUCGACGAUGUCGAAAUCGACUACUCCGAUCUGCGCGAGCAGUUCGACGUGCGCAUGGAGGAGGGCCUCGACUCUUUCGUAGUCGUCGACGGCCUNCCCAAGGUCCCCGAGGAGAGCAAGGGAAAGCUGAUCAAGUUCAUCCUCCGCAAGCUCACCACCGCCGGCAAGACCAGCGAGGACCUCGUCCUUAUGCCCAUUAGCGACGAGACCAAGAUGACUGAGGGAUACGCCUUUGUCGAGUAUGAGUCACCCGCACAGGCCCAGGCCGCCGUCAAGGCUUUGAACGGCACCCCUCUGGACAAGAAGCACACCAUGGCCGUCAACAAGCUUACCGACAUCGAGCGCUUUGGCCGCGAGGGCCGCAUCGACGAGGACUACUCGCCCCCCGAGGUUGAGCCUUUCCAGGAGAAGGAGCACUUGCGCUGGUGGUUGGGCGACAACGACGGUCGUGACCAGUUUGUCAUGUACCGCGGCGACAGUGUCGGUGUGUUCUGGAACGAGAGAGACGAGCAGCCCGACUCGAUUGUUGACCGUGCUCACUGGACCGAAUCCUUUGUGCAGUGGUCGCCCAAGGGAACCUACCUUACCUCGAUGCACGCCCAGGGUGUCCAGCUGUGGGGAGGCAAGUCGUGGAGUAGACAGAUGCGUUUCGCCCACCCUGGAGUCAAUCUUGUCGACUUCUCGCCCGACGAGAGAUACCUCACCACCUGGUCUCACCGCCCCAUGCAGGUCGAAGAAGGCCACCCCGUUCUCUCGCUCGACGAGGACGGCAAGAACUACAUCAUCUGGGAUCUCGAGACUGGCCUUCCUCUGCGCUCCUUUGUCACCCUCGACUCGGCCGGCCCCAACGUCGACGAGGCUGGAAACCCCAUCAAGAAGAAGCUGCAAUGGCCCGCCUUCAAGUGGUCUGCCGACUCCAAGUACGUUGCCCGUAUGAACCCCGAACAAGGUAUCUCCGUCUACGAGCUGCCCCGCAUGAACCUCCUCGACAAGGUGUCAAUCAAGAUCGAGAAGAUCCAGGACUUCGAAUGGUGCCCCGCUACCCCCAACCGUGAGGGCAUCAAGACCUACGAGCAACUCUUCUGUUACUGGACCCCCGAGGUGGGUAGCAACCCCGCGAAGGUCGGUCUCAUGAGCGUUCCCUCCAAGGAGGUUGUCCGUACCCGUAACCUGUUCAACGUUUCCGACGCAAAGCUGCACUGGCAGAGCGACAGCUCCUUCCUCUGUGUCAAGGUCGACCGCCACAGCAAGAGCAAGAAAUCCAUGGCCACCAACCUCGAGAUCUUCCGUGUCAGAGAAAAGGGUGUGCCCGUCGAGGUCGUUGACGCCAUCAAGGAUACCGUCAUCAACUUUGCCUGGGAGCCCAAGGGUGACCGUUUCGUCCUCAUCACCGCCGGUGAGGUGCCCGUUAGUGCCGCCGUGCCUCCCAAGACUUCCGUCUCCUUCUUCUGCCCGGAAAAGGCAAAGGGCAACCAGGUUGGUAACUUCAAGCUGAUUCGCACUGUCGACAAGAAGAACAACAACGCCAUUCACUGGUCUCCCAACGGUCGCUUUGUCGUCGUCGCCACUGUCCUGUCACAACAGAGCUUCGAUCUCGACUUCUACGACUUUGACUACGAGGGCGAGAAGGAUGAGAAGGACAAGGAUCUGACCGCCAACCUGGCAUUGAUGAACACGGCUGAGCACUACGGUGUUACUGACAUUGACUGGGACCCCUCAGGCCGCUUCGUCGCUACCAGUGCCUCUGUCUGGAAGCACCGCGUAAGUUUUUCGAUCGUCGUCCAACGAAAACACACCACUAACGAACACAGNAUGGAAAACGGUUACCACCUUUACGACUUCCGCGGUCAACUCCUUCGCGAAGACCCUAUCGACCAAUUCAAGCAGUUCGCAUGGCGCCCACGUCCCGAACGUCUCUUGUCAAAGGAGGAGCAAAAGACCGUCCGCAAGAACCUCCGCGAAUGGAGCAAGCAGUUCGAGGAGGAGGACGUUGCCCGCAAGAACACCGCCAACCGCGCUGUUGUCGAGCAACGUCGUCGUCUCCUCGACGAGUGGCUCGCCUGGCGCGAACGCACUGCCGCCGAGCUUCGCCAAGAACGCGAGGAGGACGGCCUUCCUGCCAUCAGCCCCGAAGAGGCUGUCGCCCAGGACGAACCCUCCGAGGAGGGCGAGCGCGAGGGCAAGUUCGUCGAGGAGAUCCUCGAGGAGAUUUUGGAGGAGACCGAGGAGAUCAUCGACUAA